Cladocopium goreaui is the source of this 1023-nucleotide messenger RNA. Lineage: Eukaryota; Dinophyceae; Suessiales; Symbiodiniaceae. The record is from the annotation of a GenBank genome assembly.
AUGGUGAUUUGGGCCACAGCGCUUUGGCGCGCCACAGCAGCUGUUUGGCUCGAGCCGCGGCAAAUUGAUUCAGAUCUCACUCUCCAAAGGCUUCACAUUUCCGAUUCAGCAGGCAUCAACAAACCACAGCAGUGCUUAACGCCAGAAAAAAAGAUGCCUCGUGGAGGGCAUAUGGGAAUAUGGCGCCCGCUGCCGAAGGACAUUUUCAAGUCUAGGUGGAAGCGCUUCUUCAAACGAUGCUACCGGCCACGGACUGGGGGCAAUGCGCUGGAUCGAGCACCACCCCACAUCCAGGCAGACCACAUGGAUGGCGUGCCGUCACCAUGGAAGCUGCAUAUGCGGGAAGCGGAAAAGGGGACCUACUUUCGAGACGAAAGAAUUGCCGGGAUCCACUACAGAAAUAAUCAGGAACGGUACCUUAGGCCAGCGAUACACUGCACCGAAGGUAUCGCGUCAGAUGUAAUCCUUCGCAGUCUGGAUCCCGGGCGUCACAACUACAUGUCUUUGACCGGUUUUGGCAAGCUGGAGGCCGCCUGGAUGCACAUCGACGGGACCAAGGAGGAUGGGACCCAACCUGCCACUCCGUGGGAAGAUUCUGUGCCUGAGCACAUUCUCAACGAGAUGAAGCCAUUGAUGGGCAGAAAAGAAACUUGGGAAGUCAUCAAAACUCGUCCAAACUUCUUUGUGGUCAGAAAACUGAGGCAGCUCUGCGAGGAGCAGGAGAUCGUCUUCAAGGACGGUAUCGCUGGUCUCAGAGAUCCCAGGCAGAGAGCUGGAGCGGAAGGUCCCGAUCGAGGAAACUUUCCAUAUGUGGAUGAACAGGCCAGUCUUCUGGAUGAAUUGACCCUUGAUGAGAUUCUCAGGAUCAGACACAAGACCAAUAGCCGGCGACAUCCAAAAUGGAAAGAGGUCCAGUAUUGGUUCAAAAGAUGGCACGGGAUAUAUCUCCGAAAGAGGGCCAUCAAGAGGGCAGAACUUAAAGAAGCUCAGGGAAUCGCUAAGAAGGCCUUGGGCGCAGCUUGA